AUGGCUGCUCCGCCGCGGCGAAACCCCAACCACGGCGGCAAGAGGAAGGACGAGGAGCCGUGGCUCGCGGCGGGCGUCCGCCCGGCCAACUUCCUCCCGGGCCUGGCCAUCGGGUUCCUCCUCGGCCUCCUCCUCGACCUCUCCUCCUCCUGGAGGCCGAGGUUUAGCCUCCCGUCUGCCCCGGCGCCACGGGGCUCCAAGCGGGCGGCCGCCGGUUCCUCCGCCGCCCCAGCCCCAGGCGAAGAGCUCAAGAUGGUUUUAGUAGUGCGUCAGGAUCUUAAGAUGGGGGCUGGGAAAAUAGCGUCUCAAUGUGCCCAUGCAGCAACUGGCUUGUACGCCGAUCUGUUGGCAAGCAACCGGGUUCUUUUGAAACAAUGGGAACAGUUCGGACAAGCUAAGAUUGUUCUGACAUGCAAGAAUCAACAGGAAAUGUAUGCCAUAUCUCUUCCAGGGAACAGGAUAAAGGAAACUGCAGAACACCGAGGUAUCCCAACUUUUGUUGUUGCAGAUGCAGGCCGCACACAGGUAGUGGCUGGGUCUAAGACAGUUCUUGCAGUAGGGCCAGGGAGGAAAGCAGACAUAGAUUCAGUUACCGGGAAAUUGCGCCUACUAUUCUCGCUUAGAGAUACCAACCUCGUUCUCCGAGAGUUCGAAAAAUGUGGUGUUAUAUUGAGACAUCACUCUGGCCCAAGAGAGGGUAAUUGGAUCCACAUAUUAUACCAGCACUCUUACGAUGCAAGGAAAGCCCUUCAAAAGAAUGGUAUCCAACUAUGCAGUGGCGUCAUAAUUGGAGUAAAGCAUAUUGAUCCAGUGCACCGGCAGCAGCUGGAUGAUAGGCUCGCUGGAAUCAACCAAGGAGGCUUCAUGGUCUCCCUUCCUUCGAAAUCACUUGUCCUGAAGAGCAACACAGGAGCAUCAAACCAGUUGGGAGCCUUGCCGCGCCCGUAUGAUCCGAAGUCUUCCACAAACGUUAUCAGAGACGCAGGGCGUCGUACGACAGGCAGUGUCGCCGCGCCAGCGAAAUCUAUUGUAACCAAUGUGAUGGACUUGAUAUUCGGCAUCUAG
Molecule: messenger RNA, 1065 nt
Organism: Triticum turgidum subsp. durum (durum wheat)
Lineage: Eukaryota; Viridiplantae; Streptophyta; Magnoliopsida; Poales; Poaceae
Source: the annotation of a GenBank genome assembly